AUGACUGAAACAGAACCUUCUCAGCGAGAUGCCCGGCCGGAGGCGUCCCCGCUUGGCUCUAACGGGGAGGGGUCGCCCUCGCCCGUAAAGGCAGUGCCGGCUCCCAAGGCCGGCAGGAAGCUGCCAGGAUGGCUUGAUCAUUUCAAUGCCCGCGAUCUUAAGGUGCUAUUCCGUUGCUCGCUAGCUGCGUGGGUCGCGUCGCUGUUGAUCUUUAUCACGCCGUCCCUAACCGUCAUUGGUACCGCGACAUUUUUUGCAACUCUGGUACUUUUCAUGGUACCUCCGACCGGCAUUGUUUUCAUUUUCCUUUUAGGAACUUUGACCCUCGUCCUUGGCAUGGCCUUGGGCUGGGCCUGGGGUGUCGUCGCCAUGAAGGCUGCUAUGGCAGCGAGACCGGCGGCUGAGACCCAGGCCAAGCUUCAAGCCCUGGGACAGGCCGCAUACAGCCAGGCCAAUUCCACUGGACAGCCUGUCGCAGCUGUCCAGCAGCAACUUGUCUACACCGGCUGGAUGCUUGAUGCUCGUUCCCGUCUUCGGGCGACGAACCCCAAAUUCAUUCUGUUGCAGAUUUUCUCAAUCAUCAUCAUCGACGUUACUCUGACUAUUGGCCCGCUGCUUCCAUCUUUCAGCGGUACCAUCCCUAAGGUUCUGAUCGAGCCUGCCGCUAUUGGAAUUGGCUUGGGCCUGGUCUCCCAUUUUAUCUUCUUCCCUCGAUCUACCUCCCAUGUCGUGCUUGAUGGCAUGGAGGGGCUGGUGCGGCUACUCAAAGGGCCUCUGGAUGCCACGGAGAACAGUCUUCUGAAAGGUGAAGACUUGGAUAUGGCGGAUCUGCAAAAAAUCAAAAUGAAGUCCAUUGCUGCUUACAAGGAUCUCAAGCCGGCCAUGGGCUUUUUACCAUUGGACUUCUCCGUCGGUUGGUGGGGCGCUGAAGACAUCAAGAGCAUGAAGAAACCAAUACGCCAGGCUUUGAUGAGUAGUCUGUCCCUCUUGGAAGUUCACCUCGCCCGCCUCGGGGGAUACGCGAAGCUGGAAAAAUUGCACCAGCUCGUUGCGGAUCGUGAUUCUGAUUCUGAUUCACAAGUUGGUGGCAAUGAGAAAAAUCGUUCACGCGAGGUUGGCAUGCGCCAGCUGAUGGAGAGUGUUAAUUUGGUACAAGCACUACGAAGCCCAGAACAUGAAUCCAUGCGAUCAGAAACUAUUGACGUAUUGCGCGAGUCCAGCAAGGAUAUCCUCCCGGCAUGCCAGGAAGCUGUCGAGAUCAUUGCGGAGACCAUUCACACUGUUAACAAGCGUUGGUUCGGACGCCCCUCCAAGGAACAUCUCAGUCAAUUGCACGAGCGCAGUCAGACUGCGCUGCAGAAUCUUCAAGCCCUGCGCACAUCGUUUGCAACGGAGACCACUGAACGUCUGAUUCAAACACAUGCAGAGAUCUUCGACGAAAAAGGCAUGCUCAGGACUUUGGACGAAUCUUCAUUGCCCAGAGUUAGAGGUAUCACUAUGGGGAUGAUCUUCGAAGAGCAGGUGCUCGGUGUCGUCGACGGAUGGGAGCGGGUUCUAGGACAGCUUGUUGCUCUCCUGGGGGAACGCCAGAAGAUCCGUUUGUGGCUGCCCAAGGGCUUACGAUAUGCAGUCAACUGGAUUCGUCGAAAAAAUGUCGUGGCGCCUGUAAUGGCGGCUCAUAAUCCAGUUGUCGACCCUGAAGUGGAAGAGACGCAGUCCAAAGCGGCACAGCAGCAUCUUCGCAUCAGCAGAGGGUAUCGUGUCAACCGAGGCAGCCGCUUCGGACGCGCUGUUAUCGGCACCUAUCAUUGGUUCAUCAACCCGGAAGGCCUUUACGCAAUGCGCAUGGUGGCUGUCACCAUUGCACUCGCUAUCCCUGCUGCAAUUCCUCGCACUGCGGGUUUCUAUUACCGCGAGAAAGGUCUAUGGGCCCUCAUCAUGGGGCAGACCACACUGGUCAUAUACAUGGCCGACUUCACCUUCUCCCUUCUCUGUCGAGCCGCUGGUACCAUUGUUGGCGGCGUGCUUGGUUUAGUUGCGUGGUAUAUUGGCUCAGGCCACGGCGAGGGUAACCCGUAUGGUCUUGCUGCCAUCAUGGCUGUUGUGCUCACGAUUCUCAUGUGGGGACGUAUCUUCGCGCCCCCCGCUAUGCUUCAAGCUAUGAUGAUGGCUGGUGCAACCUGCAUUUUGGUUGUUGGUUACAGUUUCGAGGAUACGCACAUCCCAGCUUACGGCAAUCCCGGUUGGGGAUAUGAUGUUUUCUGGCGGCGACUUGUCCUUGUUCUUAUCGGCUCGGCAGCGGCACUUAUUGUGCAGCUCUUCCCUCGCCCACCAUCCGCAUCGGGCCACGUCUGCAAGUCCCUUUCAAAUUCCAUCCGCUUACUGUCGGACCACUACGCGCUUCUCUUAUCCUGCUGGGGACAAGGGCGCGAAGAAGGCCUGGCCGCAGAGAAGCUGGCUCUAAACCUCGCCGAGACUCUCGCCGCACUGGACGGGCCCAUCGCAUUGCUGCGCUUUGAAUUUUCCAGCUCGCCAUUUGACAGCGAGCGUCUCGGCCAGGUGAAAGCGCUGUGCCAAGAACUCAACCAGAACAUCGCUCGCCUACUUUACCUAUCUGCGUCGCUGCCAGAACACCUGCAGAGCCGAUUAGCUCGUCAGGCUGGUCUUCUUGACCAUCACAAUAUCGGCGAUGUCAUGGCUGUUUUAGGCGUGGUUGAACAGUCACUGAAGACGGGUGACCCUCUACCCGAGGUGUUGCCAACGCCACUACUCAAUCGUUGCCACGAUUACUGGAUGUCGCACCAUGUGGAUAUUAUUCUAAGCAAGGAUUUGAUUCGCGACGAAGAGUACCGCCGGUUCUGCGUCGCCAUCAGCGCAUACCUCAAAUUCCUGGCCGCCGUGGAUGACCUGGUGCUCGUGAUGAAAGGCACUUUGGGCGAGUCGCACAUCGUCAGCCGCGAUCUGUUGCACGAGCAGUAUGUAUAA
This is a messenger RNA of Penicillium mononematosum, 2985 nucleotides long. RefSeq lists its product as uncharacterized. The coding region runs from base 1 to 2985 and encodes 994 amino acids. The record is from RefSeq and is a predicted model, not a curated record. The transcript has 4 exons. Lineage: Eukaryota; Fungi; Ascomycota; Eurotiomycetes; Eurotiales; Aspergillaceae.